Messenger RNA from Colius striatus (speckled mousebird), 3314 nucleotides. RefSeq names its product protein kinase cAMP-dependent type I regulatory subunit beta (gene PRKAR1B). The transcript has 11 exons. Gene Ontology annotation, molecular function: cAMP-dependent protein kinase regulator activity. Gene Ontology annotation, biological process: regulation of protein phosphorylation. Gene Ontology annotation, cellular component: cAMP-dependent protein kinase complex. Lineage: Eukaryota; Metazoa; Chordata; Aves; Coliiformes; Coliidae. The record is from RefSeq and is a predicted model, not a curated record. Bases 261 to 1412 code for a protein of 383 amino acids.
GGCGGGACUUCCUGCGGGCGAGCGGCGGCGGGGCCGGAGCCUUUGUGCGGGAGCGGCGGGGUGCGGGGGGAAAGAGUCCCCGCGGCGUCCCGCGGCCCCGGGCGGGCGGGCAGCGAGAGCAGGAGGCGGCGGCGGCUGCAGUGCGGAUACCGGCAGGGGAGCCCCUUCCGCAGCCGCUACCGCCGGGGAAGGAGAGAGGAGCCGCCGCCGCUCAGCCGGUUCCAGCCACGCAGGUCUGUUUUCUGUUUACAAGCCUGAAGAUGGCUGCUGCUUCUUCUUCUUCCUGCAGUGUGGAAGAAGAUGAGAGCCUGAAGGGAUGUGAACUCUAUGUUCAGAAGCACAACAUCCAACAGAUUUUAAAAGAGUGCAUUGUAAACCUUUGCAUAGCAAAGCCAGACCGACCCAUGAAGUUCCUCAGAGAACACUUUGAAAAAUUAGAAAAGGAAGAAUGCAAACAAAUACUGGCUCGACAGAAAUCCAGUUCCCAGUCUGAUUCUCAUGAUGAUGAGAUUUCCCCUCCUCCUCCCAACCCAGUGGUAAAAGCCCGACGCAGGAGAGGGGGAGUCAGUGCAGAAGUAUACACUGAGGAAGAUGCUGUUUCUUAUGUCAGAAAGGUUAUUCCAAAGGACUAUAAAACUAUGACUGCUCUGGCAAAGGCCAUCUCCAAGAACGUGCUCUUUGCUCAUCUUGAUGACAAUGAACGAAGUGACAUAUUUGAUGCCAUGUUCCCUGUCACACAUAUUGCAGGAGAAACAGUCAUACAACAGGGUGAUGAAGGAGACAACUUCUAUGUGAUUGACCAAGGCGAGGUGGAUGUUUAUGUCAACGGGGAGUGGGUAACCAGCAUCGGAGAAGGAGGCAGCUUCGGGGAACUGGCGUUGAUCUAUGGAACACCCCGGGCUGCCACUGUCAAGGCCAAGACAGAUCUCAAGCUCUGGGGCAUCGACAGAGACAGCUACAGACGUAUUUUAAUGGGCAGCACACUGAGGAAACGGAAGAUGUAUGAAGAAUUCCUCAGCAAGGUCUCCAUUUUGGAGUCUCUGGACAAAUGGGAGCGUCUAACAGUGGCUGAUGCACUGGAACCUGUCCAGUUUGAAGAUGGAGAAAAGAUUGUUGUGCAAGGAGAGCCCGGUGAUGACUUCUUCAUUAUUACCGAGGGCACAGCUUCUGUUCUGCAGCGCAGGUCUGACAACGAGGAGUACAUUGAAGUUGGAAGACUUGGUCCGUCAGAUUAUUUUGGUGAGAUAGCCCUUCUGCUCAACCGGCCUCGAGCUGCCACCGUGGUGGCACGCGGACCCCUGAAGUGCGUCAAGCUGGACCGGCCUCGCUUCGAACGAGUGCUCGGGCCCUGUUCCGAAAUCCUCAAGAGAAACAUUCAGAGAUACAACAGUUUCAUUUCCCUCACUGUCUAAAUGAUUCCUUCUGGGAAAGCUGCCUUUGUGUGACCUCGUGCACUUAAAUUUGCUCUGUGCAGCUCUGUAGCUUUAUGAAGAAAACAAGCAAACAAACAAGAGAUGUGCAUUUUAUGUGGGGUUUUUUUUUCUGUUGGUGUCACAUACUGGGUGUCAGUUCAAAUCUCAUGUAGCAUGUAAGUAGGAAGACAACUGUUUGGGUGCAGAUAGCUUUGGGGAAGAUUAGGCUCUUGGAUUGCAGGUGAGAUUUGUACCUAUUGUUGGAUCAUAUAACUUAAAACCAGGGUUUUUUAACUAUUUAAAAUUCAUACGAGUUUCUAUUUCCCUUGUUACCUUUGGUCUUAUUCACCUUUUGUCAAGCUUUUUUGAUCAAGCGAUGUCUCUCUGCCUGUCACUUUUAAAAGACUUUUCACUGGUCGUGGACUGGAGGCUUCUGAAAUCCUACAGGGUGAGCCACAGUUGCACAGUUUAAGAGGAAAGGUUGGAGGAAGAUUUUGAUCAUUCCAGCAGGCCAGGGAAAAGUACAGCUGUUGGGUCAUUGUGGCUUAGAUACAGGGGCCAUACUACUACGUGUUACAAGCUCUUUCAGGACCACUUAAUUAAAUUCAAUACCUUUUUUGAAGUACGUGACUAAAUUUUAGGAUUUUUUAGGAUUUUCUGGAAGCUAAGUACAUGCUCAGCACCAGGAUCUUCAAGAAUCAGCUAGAGCUCCGGCCCCUCCCGGCAUGCAGCCUGGCUGGCAGUUUUCACUGCCCUGCCCAGACACGAGUCUCCUCUCGUGUGUAGCUUUUUGCACAUCUAGACCUUGCUCUGUGGUGCAGCUCUUGAGGGUGGGAUCGUGUAAACUAUUCUUUGCAAAGCUUUUCCCUUGAAGGAAAGCUUAUCUUUGCCAAAGGCAGCAAAGGUCUGCAUCUCAGCCACCCUAAACAACACUGCCCACACUUCUGCUGUGGCUAAACUCAAGUUUCUUCUUCAUGAUCACUUCUGAGUAAAUACCAACUUUCUGUACAUUUUACAUGCCAAUGAAGUAAGACAGCAAUCUUCCUUUUGUAACUAGAGGUGUUAGAGAAGAACACAGCUAAAAUUACUCCUACUGACAAGCAGCAUGCUUUCUUCUUUGGAAUUAAUAAAUGCCUACCUGGGACUUUCCUAUUGACUCCUAGCAAGAGGGCCCAAUAGUCCUGUAGCUGCCCACCGUGGCUUUUACAGAGCUGACUGCUUCUCCACUUCAGACUCCUCUCAUCACUUCAAGGUGCUUAAUUUAUUCCAGCCUGUUUUCAGUGGUCCUCUCAGUGUAUCUUCGUUGCUACUAUUUAUUAUCAUUAUGUUGCGCCUCUUGCACGUGUGAUUAGGUAUGACCAUCCACAUUUUUCACCCUUGCGGUUUUUAUCACGUACAUUUCUAUAGGCAGAACCUUGUUAUAUAGAUAGGAAAAUAUAUGUGCAUUUGCAAAACUUUUGAUUUGCUUCAUUGUUUUUGUAUUCUCUUGUGCAAUUUUUAAAAGAAAGAUUUUUUUUUACAGGUUACCAAUUACUCACGUAUGUUCUUUUACCCGUGGCAUUUCUGUUGUAUUGGUAAAAACAAAUGUGAGUGUUUCAUAUAACACGAAAGACACAUUUCUUCUUGUUAAACACCAAGUAUUAGCCUCACUGUUUAGAAAUUACUUAAGCGCACACACGCCCCACAGAUUCUUUGCUUUAAACCUUCACAGCUCAUGGAAAAUACAUUUGAAUUAUGGUUCUGUUAUAAGCAAUUGCAAGAGAAGUGUAAGCAUUAAACACCAGGAUUCCUGUGCUUUAAGUGGAACAAAAUGAUAUUCAAUGACAUUUUAAAGAUAACUGUAAACUUUGCAGUGGAUGAUGGGACAGGAUUACUGUAUGAAUAAAGUUCUUCUACAUUAUA